Messenger RNA from Anastrepha ludens (Mexican fruit fly), 2106 nucleotides. RefSeq lists its product as uncharacterized. The coding region runs from base 818 to 1840 and encodes 340 amino acids. The transcript is spliced from 5 exons. The record is from RefSeq and is a predicted model, not a curated record. NCBI's taxonomy places the organism in Eukaryota, Metazoa, Arthropoda, Insecta, Diptera, Tephritidae.
CAGACGCUACUGCAGCUGUGGGUAUUUCAAAUGUUUGAAUUUUGAGCUUUUGGUACUUUUGUAUUUUUUUCUGUUUUAAGUCAACCGAAUAUUUUGCAGUCGACGCUGCACUACUGUUACUGUUUUAUAGUCAUUUACGUUGUUGUUCUUGCACAUGUCGUUGCUUUGGUUGAGUAAAUGAAAAAACUUUUGCCGAUUUUGGGUUUUGAUAUAAAAACUAUAAAUAAACGUAUUUACGGCUCAUUUCGAGAUUUGCAAGCGGCGCGUUCGCUAGUUGGUCGGGAAAAUAGGAAAAUUAAAAAAAAAAACGGACAGUUAAAAUAAAAAAUAAAACAAAAAAAGGAAUAUUUCAUUAAAAUUAAAAAACAAAUACUUGGUUUCAUUGCUAUUAAUAAAUCGCAAAUCAUUUCUAUUUUUCGGCCAAUAAGAGUUUGACCAACAAGUUUGCGAUGCCUUAAAUGGGAUACAAAAUUUAAAAUAAAAAUCGUAAAAUUUUGUUUAAGUGAGAAAGCGAGUUGAAAAAAACAAAAAGAGUGGUGAACAAUAAAAAAAAAAAAUUCAAAAGUGAUUAAACGAGAAGCAAUUUUUUUUUUUUAAUUUAGAACCAAGUUGAAAAUAUAUAUUUCAAUAUUUUAUUUUUAUACCAAUUAAAAAUCUAUGCAAUAAAUACUUUACACAAAAAAAAAACAAAUACAACGCAUUACGAGCAGUCAACCUCCAACUGCGGAAAUUAAUAUUCACUAAUUGAUAAACAAAAAAAAAUUAACUAAUCUCGUUAACGAAAAUAAGCGCCCAACACCAAAAAAGGCCAGUGGAAAUGCAUAAAUUUAAUAUUUUGUGUCUUACCGCCAUUGCGGCAAUACUCGGAAGUGCAACUGCCGCAACAAUAUCGGAGAACGCAGCAGCAGCAGCAGCGGUGUCGGACAACUUGGACGGGUACACAACAGCUGCCGUGCAGCCAUCGGCAAUAUCAGGUACAUUUUCUGUCGCGCCAGCACCAGCAACACCGCAAAAUGGAGCAAUAACAGCACCAUCACCACCAGUUCCUCAAACUGCGCCCCAACUACUAAAUGUUGGCGUGUUGGCCUACGAUAAAGUCGGUAUUAGCGAUGGCGUGGAAUUUAGUCCAAUUCCCUCCGAAGUCAACACAGCCAACGCCUACUUCGCAAUUGAACCGUGUAACCUGAAAGAUGCCGCUAAAAACGAAUGCAUUCGUAAUCUAUUUGCCCAAAUCGUGCCUCAGUUGAAGGCCGGCUUACCGCAGUAUGGCAUGCCCUCAAUAGAUCCGUAUUCCUAUAGACGCGGCAUUUUCCGUUAUGACAACGAAGGUGUGCAAGGUGGCCUGCUUAUCAAGAAUAUGUAUAUUAACGGCAUUAGCGAAUUCAAAGUGAACACAUUUUUAUCAAAUUUUACUGAAAAUUCAUUCAUUGUUAAGUUGAGCAUUCAAAUACCAAAAAUCAAAGCAAAUGGACAAUUUAAGGCCGAUGUAAAAUUCGGUGGUUUGCGUUUGGUGCCAAAAGGACCCUUCAACAUAACUAUCGAUAAUAUACGCGCUACCAUUUUAACUGAUGGUGUCAUGGAGACUACUGAGGCGGGUCGCCGCUUGAAGCUGCAACGCUUGAAUGCCAACGUGGCGGUGGGUGAUGCGCGCAUCAUUGCGAAUGGCAUUUUCAGCGAUCGAAAUUUGAAUGCCAUGAUUUUGAAUUUGGUCAACGAGAAUCUACCGGAAAUCACACGCGUGGGCAUACCGGCCACACGCGAGCAAUGGGCACCCAUUUUUAUUACUCACAUCAAUCAAUUCUUUGCGAAUAUUCCUAUUGAUAAAUUUUUGAUAGAGUAAAAAUUCAAUUUCGAUAGGUUUAGAAGCUCAGAUUUCACUUUGAAUUAACAAAUUCGCACACAAAAUAUAAAUUAAAUUUUUAGGUUAAUAAGGUUUAACAAAAUUAUAAAAAAUAGUACUUCAUUUAAGGCGCUCAUUUCCAAGAUCGAAGCAUGUAUUUAUUUAAUUAGUAUUAUAUGACAUGCACUAUCGUACCUUUGUAUUUUUAGUAUAUUUAAGCCUUCGAUUUAAUUGAGAGUUGUAAAUUGUUUAAUAUUUAAUUUAAA